CCUCCUCCCGCUUUGCUCUCUCCGAGCGCGGGGACCGUCACCACGGGCAGCCGCGGCGCGGUGCGGUGCGCUCCGUCCAUCCAUCCCAUCGCGUCCAUCGCAUCCCAUCCCGGUGCGGGGUUCAGUCCCAUCGCGGUGCGUGGGGACAUUCCCGGCGGAGCGGGGCAUCCCUGGCAGCGCAUCCCGGAGCGGGGCAAUCCCAUGGAGGCCGAGGGUUACCGCUGCCGCAGCAGCCGCCACAUCGAGAGCGGCCAGUCGGCCGUGCCCAGCUCGGUGCUGUUCUCCGCCGGCCUUUUGGGGAACGUGCUGGCGCUGCUGCUGCUGGGCCAGCACCGCCGCCGCUCCCGCUCCUCGCCCGGGGGCCGCCCGCCGCGGGUCUCGGCUUUCUACGUGCUGGUGACAGCGCUGGCGGUCACCGACCUGCUGGGCAAGUGCCUGAUCAGCCCCAUGGUGCUGGCAGCCUACGCCUACAACCGCAGCCUCAGCCAGCUGGGGCCGCCCGUGCGCGGCGAGGAGCAGCCGGGGGUGCUGUGCCAGCUCUUCGCCUUCCUCAUGGCUUUCUUCGGGCUGGCCCCCACGCUGCUGCUGCUGGCCAUGGCUCUGGAGUGCUGGCUGUCGCUGGGCCACCCCUAUUUCUACCGGCGGCACCUGACGCGGCGGCUGGGCGCGGCGCUGGGCCCGGCGGCCGCGGGGCUGUGCGCGCUGUUCUGCGCGCUGCCGCUGCUGGGCUUCGGCGAGCCCAUGCAGUACUGCCCGGGCACCUGGUGCUUCAUCCGCAUGGCCGGCGGCGGCCCGGGCCGCCUGGGCUUCCCCGUGCUCUACGCCAGCCUGAUGGGCUUGCUGGUGCUGGCCAUCGUGGCGUGCAACGUGAGCAGCAUGCGGCAGCUGUACGGCAUGGCCCGCAGGCAGCCCCGCCGCGGGACGGCCCCGGGCCCCGCCGCCCCGCACAUGGAGGAGCUCGAUCACCUCGUCCUGCUGGCGCUCAUGACCGUGCUCUUCACCGUCUGCUCGCUGCCGCUCAUCAUCCGUGCCUACAUGGGCGCCUUCGCCGCCGAUUUCAACGAGAACGCCGACCUGAGCGCGCUGCGCUUCCUCUCCGUCAACUCCAUCGUGGACCCCUGGGUGUUCAUCAUCUUCCGCACCUCCGUGUUCCGCUCCUUCGUGCGCCGCGUCUGCCGCCGCCUGGGCUCCCGCAGAGCCUCGCUGUCCCCCCGGGGUGCUGCUGACAGCCCCUUCUGUCCCCACCGGCCAGCCCCGCCGCCGCCCGGCAUCCCCUGAGCCAGCGCCGCCCCGCGCAGCGCGCGAGGAUGAGGAGCGAGCCUUCGGCCCCCAGCCCUGCCCUGGAGCAUCCCGAGGUGCCACAGAGCGCUGGCAGGGCGGGGACGGCGUCCAGCUCGCCGUGAAGGGUUUCUGUGCCCUGCCCAGGUUGUGGUUUUGCCCCAGAGAGGAUCCGGGAUCUGCUGGGAUGUGGGGAUGUUCCGAGCAGCAGCGAUUUGUGGAGGGGCUGGGGAGAGCCCGGCUCCAGGAUGCAGAAGGGCUUUGGAGUGUGGUUCAGGAGAAGUGAGGGUGUGUCCCUGUGGAAUAAAAGUGGUUCGGUGUUUCAUCACCUCGGCCUGUGCACGAUCCCAUUCCGUGCCAAGGAAUGGGUUUGGGGUGUCCCCAGACUGGGUGAGGAGCAGGAGGCACUCUGAAAUUCCAGCAGCAAUUGCUGGUGUGAGGAGGAGCUGGAUGCAGGUGGAAUCCCUCCCUGGCACCCCUGGAAUCCCUCCCUCCACCGCUGCCCAGGAUCUUCCCUAUUCCCAAGGCAGGGCUGUGGUUUGUCCGCCCUUAUCUCGCUCUCCUCUGUCAAACUCCGAGCACUGAUGUUGCAUUUGUGCUCUCAGCCGUACCUGUUGUGCUGUAAUUAUUUAAAUUCAGUAUUUAUGGCUGUCCUGAGCCUCAAUGAGAGCAGUAAUUGAGAGAACACAGAGCCUGGCGUGCAAGAGGGCAAUCCUUUUAAUGGGAGACCCAUUUCCUCUCGAGCACAGGUUGAAUUAAAUACUGGAUCUAAUUUUUGCCUUAAGUGACCAUUUAGGCCAAAAAACAUCACGAUGACCAAGUGUUGAGUGCCCUUGGAGGAGACAGAGGGUAUUUCUCUCCUCUGUUUAGCUAAGCCUUGCAAGGUGUAGCCGUGUUCCUGCCUGCUCUCACGUGAUGUUUGCUCUUGGUGCCAAACAGAUUCUGCUUUUGAAGGGAAAAUAUCUUGGAGUUUUUGGAGGUGACCUGCUGGGCUUGGCUCUGGCUGUUGCUCCCAGCUGGAUAAAAGGGCAGAGCUGCAUUUGGGGAUGUUUUGGGGGCCCCUGUGAGCUGCCAGCUGAGUGCCUCUCCUUGGGUUUUUCCAAGGAGAAAGAAGGAAACAAGGGUUGGUUCAUGGAUUGGUUUCAUGUUACUGGCGUGGUAUUGACUCGGAGAUGGCUCACGUGGGGCUGCAGAGUCAACAGCUCCCAGCCUGCUCCGUGGCUUUCCUGGGACCUGUUCCACUGCAGCCAGGAGAGAUAACAGCCCUGGAAAACUUUGUUGUGUCCCUCUAAACUGGGAUCUCCUUCCCCCAAAUGUCUGUGCUCCACUCGGGACAGACAGAGUAGGCACGGCCAGGCUGGGAGAGUUUGGUGUGGGAUCAUGGAAUGGUCACUGAGGUGGGAUGAGAUUUCCAAGGUGAGGGCAUUCUGGGGGUGCAGGGCAUCAUCUGCCCCCGGUGCCUGUGAGGAUUCACCCCUGGAGAGGCCCUGGCCCAGGAAAAGUCCCAUUCCCAGGAAAUUCCCUGCCCCGUGACGUGUGUGUUUGGAUCCCAGGGUAACCGCCAUCCAUGGAAAUCAGUAAUUAAACCAACACAAACCAAAUCAUUGUUCUUUAUUAAGGUGCAAAAACAGACUCCCCCUGAGCCCUGAGAUGAUGCAAACACCUCAUCACUGACCCAUCCAUGCUUUUAUCGUCUCAGGAAAUAAACCCUGGAGCCACGAGUGACCUCCCCAUCCCUGCAGCAUCCCCGCUCCCUGGCUGGGACCACACAUUUCCCAGUGACCUUGACACGCUCCCCUGGCUGGAGCAGCGCUUUUAAUCGGGAUUCUGCCCUUCCUGCUGUGGGAGCAGACUCGGAGUCUCCAGCCCGGCGCUGCUGCUGCUGCCUCGGGGCGAGCCAA
Molecule: messenger RNA, 3179 nt
Organism: Zonotrichia leucophrys gambelii
Lineage: Eukaryota; Metazoa; Chordata; Aves; Passeriformes; Passerellidae
Gene: PTGDR
Product: prostaglandin D2 receptor
Exons: 2
Coding region: 202-1278 (358 amino acids)
Biological process (GO): G protein-coupled receptor signaling pathway; positive regulation of cytosolic calcium ion concentration; inflammatory response
Cellular component (GO): plasma membrane
Molecular function (GO): prostaglandin D receptor activity
Source: RefSeq, a predicted model, not a curated record